Molecule: messenger RNA, 2346 nt
Organism: Megalobrama amblycephala (Wuchang bream)
Lineage: Eukaryota; Metazoa; Chordata; Actinopteri; Cypriniformes; Xenocyprididae
Exons: 4
Coding region: 187-1881 (564 amino acids)
Source: RefSeq, a predicted model, not a curated record
GAGAGGAAAGAAGGAUUUUUGAAUGUCAAAUGUUCUUUUACUGAAUGAAGAGAAUGCACGGCUUAUUCUGUUCACAGAGGAAGAACGCUGAUCAAGAUUUAAGCUCAGCACAAAGCGGUGCCUUACCAGCCAAAACCAGCUUCACUAGUCACUCAACGAGGAACUGCAUAGGCAGAAUACGCAGUCAUGUUGACUGUUCUUUUGACCAUUUUAAUGUUUAGUCAAGGGCUUUCAAUGGACAGUCGUGGGACGAGUUUCAUCACUGCAUUCCCUGAGAAUAUUGCUGUUUAUUAUAAAAAGACCAUUAACCUACUCAAAAUCACCACCCUCCACCCAAACACUAUGGUCAGUGUCACCUCUAUAGCCACCGGCAUCGUCAACACCAAUGAAAGCCUCAGCAAUGGGACCAUUUUCACAGUGAAUUUGACAAAAGAGGAUGAAGAAUAUCAGUUUAUAUCUUCCAAUAAGUCGUUUCGAAUCACCAGUGAUAAAAACAUCACAGUUCUUUCUGUGAGUGGAUGGGAGGGGAGAUUCCAGUCUAAUGUUGUCCAGCCUGAACAAAAUCUUGGAACGGUGUAUCAGGUCCCCGCUCUGAAUUACACCAAGAUAGCCACGUCCUUUAGCCCUUUAAUAACAUCGGAGGGUAGAUUUCUCUUUUUUAGGUUGAUGAUUAUCAAUGCAGUGGACAAAGUCAACAAUGUCACCAUCAAACAGGUUGACGAAAGAGGUCAGAGCAAGGCAGAUAACGUAACGCUCGGUCCUUACAAGCUUUUUCAGAUUCAGAUUAAUGGGACGGUGAGAGAAAUAAUUGCAAAGGACAAAGUGGCUGUACUUCUGACCCAUCCGUGCUUUGACAGCAAAAACUGCUCCUGCAACAUGGUGGUGAACCAGCUCAAACCACCAGUGAUUGACGAUGAAAGGAUUCCAGUCAGAUUCCUCAUCCCCCCUAUCUUCAGUGCCAAACAGCUACUUGUGACAACAAAUCAACCCUUCAAAGUCUGUCAGGGUUUAUGUAAUAAUAUUAAUGGUAUUUUGGUGCAAAAUUCUACCGACAUCCUGCCAUUAUUCCCAAAUUUUACAAAUGCGUCCGUUAUUUCUACCAGCAUGCAUGUUUCCCUCCAAUUAAUCAGUCCUGGACUCAUUCUAGACCUCAUUCCGACAAGCAUGUUCUCUGGCUGCUAUCUGUUAGGUUUUAAUUCCUCACGCAGUGGGGCUUUGGUGAUUGCUAAUACAUCCAGGACUGAUGGUGUGAAAAUAAAUGAUCAGCCUUUACCUUCAGACAUCAAAUGGAAUGUUCUGAAUGGCACAGAGUACUCCUGGGCUCUGGUGGAGGCACAAGAGUUAGGCACUAUCUGGCAUCCUACUUCAAAGAUUGGUGUGUAUAUGAUAGAACUCUUGGAGUUCAACAAUAUCUAUGGGAGCCCAGCAAUAGCUAUAAAUAUGGACCCAGAUCGUAAUGGUUGUCUGGUGACUCCGGAGAUGUUUGUACUUGGUAAAGAUGAAAUGAGCUGGUUCAUGUCCCGUAAAUACUGCUUGGAAAAUGCUGAUCAGCUUGCCAGGUUUGUUGCUAAUGUCACCCUGGAAAAGAUGGCUUCAAACAUAACGCACCAAGAACCCACGGAGGGCUGGAUCGGUCUGCGGCGCGCCCUGUAUACAGCAGAGUGGUACUGGAAAAACGAGGACAACUUCCCAUCCACUGUGAACUUCACUUACUGGGAGGACGGACAGCCUGAAAAACCUGAGAAAGGCUUGUGUGCAUCAGUUUCCCUGGACCCCAAAAAGAAAUUCAUGUGGAAGAGCGCACGCUGCUGUUCUAAAAAGAAACCUGUUUGCUAUAACACCCCAAAAUAUCUCACUUACAGAGAUACUGCAAUACUGUAAACAACUGAUGUCUUAAUUGCAAUACUUGUAAUGUGAGCUCCAAACAUAUUUUUUGCUUCCAGAACUGUAUGUUUAGGGAUCAAUAGAGAAAAUAAUAUCAUUUUCAUUCUCAACAUUACUCUGUCUAUAUAUUUAUGCCCCUUUAUUUAUUUAGUAUAUGUUAUUUGGUGGGCAAUGACAUUAGUCUGGCGAUAUCAUUAGAGAUAGCAGUAAAAGGAAACUUGUUUAUUUAUUUAUUUAUUUUUUUUUUUUUUUUUAAGGCUAAAUAGAACUAUUAUUGGCAUAUUAGAUGUUAGUGUUCAAGUUGAGAUGUAUUUUGAGGUGUAUUAAGGCUAGGAUUUAAAUAAAUAAUUUUAAUAUGUAGAGUCCUAUAGAGUUCUAUGCUUUUUUUUUUUUGCUUUUUUAAAUACAAAAUAAUGUCAUAAUCUUUAUUUGCUAUUAAUUAAUAAAGUCAAGUCAGUUCAA